AUGAGAAGCGACCAAAGCGAUGAGAAGCGACCACAACGCGAUCAGAAUGACGAAGGUGCUCAAGAAGAGCACGCAGAAGAACAGCAUGAAAAUGAGACUGCGCUUUUGGUGGCGGAUUUGGAGACACAAACGACCCUAACGUCAACACAGCUACUGCAGGCCCCAUUGACAUCGUUGCGUAACGAUAACGAUACCGACGAGAACAACACCGAAGCUACCGUCACAGAGCGCAUGCAACGCGAAAUCAACCGCGCCGCCGCCAUAGAGCGCAUGAACAAUCGUUUUAAUCAAACAGGGCGGUACGUAGAAGCCCUCGAGGAGUCUCCCCUAUCCCCUGAAGAAGUAGGAGCGCAAGACUCUGAAAAAGCAGGAGCGGAUGAAGUUGAACCAAGUGAAGAAACAGGAGCGCAAUAUCUAGAAGAUGAACCAAGUGAAGAAACAGGAGCGCAGUAUCCAGAAGAAGAGGUCACAUUCGUUCCUCCAGAAGAGCAACCCCUGUUCCAUGAUGAAACGGAGGGACAAUUAGAAAAUGAUAGCCUUAACAUUAGCGACUCAUCAUCUUUAGUGUAUGAGCGCGAUGACGUUGCGCUAGCACACGUGGCCAAAGAACGACAGUUACUGUGCAGUGUCCCACGACGAAUCGGACGCUUUGCGCUAGCAAAAUUCCUAGAGAAUGCGUAUCGCGACAACAGGAAGUACUGGUGGCGUUAUGUGCCGGAGAAACUACAAAACACCGCAGAUGUGCACCGUUAUAUGCACCUAAUGUUAGGCAACCAAACAUUCAACGUGCUCCUAAAUCAGAUGACAGCAAAAUCAGGAAUCAAGAAGCAUGGUGAGCUGGCAAUUGCUGCACUAGUUAAAGAGCUUUCGCACAAUCUUCAUGAAAAGGACGUCAUUGAAGGAAGAAUGUUUAACGAAUUGACGCAAGAACAGAGAGAAAAGGCCCUACGGGCAAUAGCAUUAAUUAAAGAAAAGCGUGACGGUCGACUAAAGGGUAGAGUAGUUGCGGACGGUCGCCCCCAGCGGGAAUGGACGGAUCCUGACUCCGUGUAUUCGCCGACUGUCUCCUGCGAAGGGAUGAUACUGUCGCUUGGCAUUGAUGCGCAUGAGAAACGUUUUGUGAGCGUUUGUGACAUCGACGGGGCGUACUUACACGCAUUCAUGGACGAGUUCGUACUUAUGGUUUUCGAAGGAGACCUAGCGGACAUGCUUGUGAAGGCAUGUCCAAUGUACGCGAAAUAUCUCCACGUGACCAAAAGCGGCAAGAAACUCCUCUACGUGCGUUUGAAACGCGCGCUGUACGGGUGCAUUAAAUCUGCCAUGUUGUGGUGGCUCAUGUUGUCGGAGUUUCUCAUCAAAGAUGGAUUCGAAUUGAACCCUUACGAUUCUUGUGUGGCGAACAAGACGCUCUCCUGCGGAACCCAAAUCACUAUUUGCUGGUACGUGGACGACUUAAAGAUUUCGUCGAAGAAUGAACAAGCGGUACACGACAUAAUUAAAAAACUAGAAGAUCGUUUCGGAGAAAUGCGUAAAAGCUUCGGAAAGAAACACACCUAUUUAGGAAUGGAAGUGGAGUUCUGCGAUGAUGGUUCCGUGCGACUUAGUGUCCCGGACCACAUCAAAGAAUGCAUCGAAGAUUUCAGCGAAGACUUAGGGCGCUCUGUGGCAAACCCAGCAAGCAAGAAACUAUUUCACGUGGACCCCGCGGCAGAAAGGCUUCCUGAGCCCAAGCGGAAGCUUCUGCAUUCCCUGGUGCAGAAACUACUAUGGGUCACAAAGCGAUGCAGACCAGACAUUAUGGUCCCAAUCGCCUUUCUGACAGGACGGGUGCAAAAGGCCUCUGUAGAAGAUUGGGAGAAACUCCGAAGGGUUCUCUCAUAUUUAAACAAUACAAUAGACAUGCCUCUAACAAUCAAGAUCAAUGAUUUAACGAUAGUGAAGACAUGGGUCGACGUGGCCUUCGCGGUACACAAAGAUUUCAAGUCUCACACAGGGAUACCCCGCAGUUUGUCCUAG
Messenger RNA from Cylindrotheca closterium, 2016 nucleotides. Lineage: Eukaryota; Bacillariophyta; Bacillariophyceae; Bacillariales; Bacillariaceae. The record is from the annotation of a GenBank genome assembly.